GGUCGUCGAGAUUGUGGAUUAGUGGAAUUAUUGUGUUUUAUCAUUAUUUUUCGUGGAGUUCUCUACGACACGAUGAAUCUAAAACUACAUGUUGCUACUAAGAUGGCGGCACAGCUAUUUCAUUUCGAGCCUUGAAUUCAUUGUCCAGUGUUAGCUCCUAUAAAUUUGUAAAAAGUUCCGGUGAAUCCCAUUCAGAAUGCCUCCAGAUAAUAAAAAGGCGAAAGCCAAGAAUAUUAUUCCUUCCUUCAUCAACCAAGGAGGCACUACAACUGUUCUCACGGUGAAUGGAGAAGAAGAGCAAGAUGGCAAUGCGGGUGUUACUUACUUCGUCGAUGAGGAAGGUCGUUACUACUAUCAACCAUCUGGAGAAAACCAGAAUUUGGUGUCAUUGGCCGGCACUGUCUCUGAGGACAAUGUGAGUCUCCAAGAGGCGUUGCCUGAAGAAGACCCGAUGAUGGUGGAAGGUGACCGCUACCAGACUGUCACUCUGGUCCCCUCAGAAAGUAGCACGGGGGAAGUCAGUUAUGUUCUUGUUGUGCAAGAUCAAGUUGGCAAAGUGGAGCAAGAGGAGAAAAGCACGGAUGACGUGUACCAGUUCGAGGAAGAGGAGGAACGACAGGUGGAGCAGGAGGAGGAGGAGGAGGACAAGAAACCCAAACCGGCGGCCACAAAGAAGAACAACCGCCAAUAUUUACGGCCCCACUUUACAUGCAGCUUCUGUUCCUACACUAGUCAUAGGAGGUACCUCCUCCUUCGCCACAUGAAGACGCACUCUGAAGACCGCCCUCAUAAAUGCAGUGUGUGCGAACGCGGCUUCAAGACGCUCGCGUCGCUACAAAAUCACGUGAAUAUGCACAACGGUGUCAAGCCUCACAUUUGCAAGUACUGCAAGAGUCCUUUCACAACUUCCGGCGAGUUGGUGCGGCACGUGCGGUACAAACACACGCACGAGAAGCCACACAAGUGUACAGAGUGCGACUAUGCCUCAGUGGAACUGUCCAAGCUGAGGAGACAUGUCCGCUGUCACACAGGCGAGCGACCGUAUCAGUGUCCACACUGCACGUACGCGUCGCCAGACAUGUUCAAGCUGAAGCGACACCUGCGCACGCACACGGGCGAAAAGCCAUACAAAUGCGACCACUGCAACAUGUGCUUCACGCAGUCCAACUCACUCAAAGCGCAUAAACUCAUACACAACGUGGCGGAGAAGCCGGUGUUCGCGUGCGAACUGUGCCCGGCGAAGUGCGGCCGCAAGACCGACCUCCGCAUCCACGUGCAGAAGCUGCACACCUCGGACAAGCCUCUCAAGUGCAAGCGUUGCGGCAAGUCCUUCCCGGACAGAUACUCCUGCAAGGUCCACAAUAAGACGCAUGAGGGCGAGAAGUGUUACAAAUGCGAGUUGUGUCCGUACGCGUCGACGACGCUGCGGCACCUCAAGUCGCACAUGCUCAAACAUACGGACGAGAAGCCCUUUGUGUGCGACCAGUGCGACCAGUCCUUUAGACAAAAGCAGCUUCUUCGAAGACACCAGAAUCUGUACCAUAAUCCGGACUACGUGCCCAAACCGCCCAAGGAGAAGACGCACACGUGCCACGAGUGCAAGCGCACCUUCGCACACAAAGGCAAUCUGAUCCGACACCUGGCGGUGCACGACCCGGAGUCCAGCCACCAGGACCACACCAUGGCGCUCAAGAUCGGCCGCCAGACCAACUUCCUAGAAGGCACCGAAAUACAAGUCGAGCCUGCGAAAGAGGAAGUGUAUUACCCGGCGUCGUCAGAAGCGGAACCGGAAGAGUCAGAAAACGAAGAGGACCAAUCGGAUAUGGUGAAGCUGGGUCUGAAGGAGCUGAAGCGCGGCGAGCUGGUGACGGUGGCGAACGGGGACGGGGAGCAGUACGUGUUCCUGGAGGUGAUCCAGCUCGAGGACGGCACUGAGCAGCAGGUCGCUGUCGUCGCACCAGACUACAUAGACGAGGAGCCAGAAGAAGAAGCAGAAGAAGAAGAAGAGGAGGAGGAACACGAGGUCAAAGACGUUAAGAUAGUGGCGCCGCGGCCGCCCGACCGCAACAUCAAGCUGGAGAAAGAGGUGGACACCUGCUUCGGCUUUGAUGAGGAUGAAGAACAGGAUGAAGAAUACAAUGAAAAAAUUGUGCUUCGUUUGGGAUAAACGCAGCACGCAGCAGGCAAACAACGCUUUGGACCCAAGUUUGGCAACACCGGAGAGACUUAUCCUUCGACAAAAUAUCAAAGGGUUGAAAAAUAAAAUGAAGACAUGGUCUUUAUUAAUUCAAUUUGAUGCUCGUAGAGUGGAUACAAAAUAAAAA
Plodia interpunctella (Indianmeal moth) is the source of this 2324-nucleotide messenger RNA. RefSeq names its product transcriptional repressor CTCF-like. Bases 197 to 2167 code for a protein of 656 amino acids. The transcript has 16 exons. NCBI's taxonomy places the organism in Eukaryota, Metazoa, Arthropoda, Insecta, Lepidoptera, Pyralidae. Gene Ontology annotation, molecular function: RNA polymerase II cis-regulatory region sequence-specific DNA binding; DNA-binding transcription factor activity, RNA polymerase II-specific. The record is from RefSeq and is a predicted model, not a curated record. Gene Ontology annotation, biological process: regulation of DNA-templated transcription.